Pteropus alecto (black flying fox) is the source of this 693-nucleotide messenger RNA. Its product is annotated as olfactory receptor 10AG1. The record is from RefSeq and is a predicted model, not a curated record. Gene Ontology annotation, biological process: G protein-coupled receptor signaling pathway. The coding region runs from base 1 to 693 and encodes 230 amino acids. NCBI's taxonomy places the organism in Eukaryota, Metazoa, Chordata, Mammalia, Chiroptera, Pteropodidae. Gene Ontology annotation, molecular function: G protein-coupled receptor activity; olfactory receptor activity. Gene Ontology annotation, cellular component: membrane. The transcript has a single exon.
AUGCUCAUGGAUCUUUUGACCCAGAAAGGAAACAUUUCUUUGGUUGCUUGUGCUGCACAAAUGUGUUUUUUCCUUCUGUUUGGAAGCUCAGAGUGUCUCCUCCUGACAGCAAUGGCCUAUGACCGCUAUGUGGCUAUUUGUAACCCACUGCUCUAUCCACUGGUCAUGAACCACAAGGUGUGUGUCCAGCUGGCCAUUGCCUCCUGGGUCAGUGCAGUUCCAGUUGUAACCGGGCAAACAUGUCAGAUUUUUUCUCUACCCUUUUGUGGGUCUAACAGGAUUAAUCAUUUCUUCUGUGACAUCCCCCCAAUUCUCAAGCUUGCUUGUGGGGACACAUUUCUGAAUGAGAUUGCAAUCUAUCUAGCUUCACUGGUGUUUGUCAUGGUUCCAUUUCUAUUGAUCGUUAUCUCCUAUGGAAAAAUUAUUGCCAACAUUCUCAAAAUAUCAUCAGCCAGCGGGAAGGCAAAAGCCUUCUCCACCUGUUCUUCUCACCUGACAGUUGUGGUCUUAUUCUAUGGAACAGCUAUUAUCACCUAUUUGCAACCCAAAACAAAUCAAUCUGAAGGAACUGGGAAAGUGAUCUCUCUCUUCUACACCAUUUUGAUCCCAACAUUGAAUCCCAUUAUAUACACUCUGAGGAACAAAGACAUCAUGGUAUCACUCAGAAAACAACUAAGUCACUUACUACGAUGA